Messenger RNA from Esox lucius (northern pike), 3043 nucleotides. RefSeq names its product potassium voltage-gated channel subfamily S member 2. The transcript has 2 exons. Lineage: Eukaryota; Metazoa; Chordata; Actinopteri; Esociformes; Esocidae. The record is from RefSeq and is a predicted model, not a curated record. Gene Ontology annotation, cellular component: voltage-gated potassium channel complex; membrane. Gene Ontology annotation, molecular function: protein binding; voltage-gated potassium channel activity. Gene Ontology annotation, biological process: regulation of delayed rectifier potassium channel activity; protein homooligomerization; potassium ion transmembrane transport. The coding region runs from base 630 to 2135 and encodes 501 amino acids.
GCAGGACAGAGGAGCGCUGUCCCUUUCAGCACCACGCGCGGUGCUACGAGGUGUUGAAACCACUCUGAGUCGAGGGUGGAACGGCAGCCUACAGAACGUGUUGCUACACAGCAACAGCGCCGGGUCUAUCUGUGAACUACCACAGAAUGGAGAUUCAGCCGAGGAAUUCCCUCACAACAGAACAGAAGCAUCUGGAACGUAUUAUUUACUACGCUAGGUGAAGAUCUGGAUGUAUUGCGUGUGCUCAUGAUUUAUUUAUGUAAAUAGUCUGAGGGACUGUCUGGAGGCGGACACAGCUUUUAUUUCAAAGAAGACCACCUCGCUCAGCACUGACGGUUCCGUGGGAAACCCCUCUUAUCUAAUCCGGGUGGUAACGCAUGACAGACAGAAAUAUAGACUGAGAGUCAGAGGAAGAAGCUUUAUUUUUCUUCCAUACUAGCUAUAGGAGUCACAAAGAGGAGACACAUCUAUCUACGUCUCUCUCCAAGUUGCUCAGCAGCUCCGCGAAGCACAAUGCCCUCGAUGGAGCUAACAUGCAGACGCGUUGUGUAGAAGGAGACUCGGAAAAGGUCGUUGAAUAAAUUUCUGCAACUCCCUGCUUCUCCCAGUCCCCAGUCCCCUCAGCAGACAUGACAGGCCAGAGCCUGGACGAGCUGACGGCAGCCUAUGAGGACCACGCCAUCCGCAUCAAUGUGGGCGGGUUCAAGAGAAGCCUCCUCUCAAACACCCUGUCCCGCUUCCCGGAGACGAGGCUGGCUCGGUUGCUACAGUGCCAAUCAAAGGAGUCGAUUCUAGAGCUGUGUGACGACUACGACGACACGGAAAACGAGUUCUAUUUCGACCGGAACCCGGCACUCUUUCCUUACGUGUUGAAUUUCUACAACACCGGCAGGCUCCAUGUGAUGGCGGAGCUGUGCAUCUUCUCCUUCAGCCAGGAGAUUGAGUACUGGGGCAUCAACGAGUUCUUCAUAGACUCCUGCUGCAGCAAUGCAUACCACUGUCGGAAGAUCGACUCUGACCGCAGGGAGGACUGGGAUGACCGCAGGGAGGACUGGGAUGACCGCAGGGAGGACUGGGAUGACCGCAGGGAGGACUGGGAUGACUGCAGGAGUGACGAAGGCAGCACCGCGUCGUCAUUCGAUGAGAUCCUGGAGUUCUACAACGAUGCCACCAGGUUCGACAAGCAGCCGCUGGGGAGUGUCCGUCGGCGGAUCUGGCUCAUGCUGGAUAACCCGGGUUACUCCGUCGCCAGCCGCGUCCUCAGCAUCCUGUCCAUCUUGGUGGUGUUGGGGUCUAUAGCCACCAUGUGCAUGAACAGCAUGUCAGAGUUCAGCCUGGUGGACAGGGAGGGAGUGCCCCACGAGGACCCCAGGUUUGAGACAGUGGAACACUUUGGCAUCGGCUGGUUCACCUUCGAGCUGGUGGCCAGGUUUGCCGUAGCCCCAGACCUUUUCCGGUUCUUCAGGCACCCAUUGAACUUGAUCGAUCUGGUGUCGAUAUUGCCGUUCUACCUGACGCUUGUCAUCAACCUGGUGGCAGAGAGCGGCCUGGCACUGGUGAAUCUGGGACGUGUGGCGCAAGUCCUGCGGCUCAUGAGGAUUUUCCGAAUCCUGAAGCUGGCACGCCACUCCACCGGGCUGCGCUCCCUGGGCGCCACGCUGAGAAACAGCUACAAGGAGGUGGGGCUGCUGCUUCUCUACCUGGCGGUUGGGGUGUCCUUCUUUUCCGUCAUGGCCUACACUGUGGAGAAGGAGGACAGCGAGGAUUUCUCCACCAUCCCGGCAUGCUGGUGGUGGGCUACGGUGAGCAUGACCACGGUUGGCUAUGGAGACGUGGUCCCGGUGUCGAUAGCAGGCAAACUGACCGCCUCUGCCUGUAUCCUCGCCGGGAUCCUUGUGGUAGUGCUUCCCAUCACGCUAAUUUUCAAUAAGUUCUCCCUCUUCUACAAGCGACAGAAGCAGUUAGAGAUCGCCAUGCGCAGCUGCGACUUCGAUGAGGAGAUUAAAGAGAAUCUGCCUUCUUUGAAUCUCAGGAACUAUUAUGCACACAAGGUUAAAUCCCUCAUGGCGAGUCUGUCUAAUAUAAACCGUAGCUUGCCAAGUGAGCAUAGUCUUAAUGAGAUGUCAAUACAUUAAGUAGGCGUCUCUAUGGGAAAGAAGCAAAACAACUUGGUGUGGUACAUUUCGGAUGAGGCAUGUCUGGAUGUUGGACUCUCCCGGGCCGGUUUGGAGUUGGAAUACAUUUUCAGAUUUCCAACUGGCUUCACGAGGAACAGUGUGACCAAACACAAGAGAAAACUAUAGUGAAAGUGUUAGUGUUGUUUCUGUGUAAACCAAGGCAUGAACUCACUUUGACUGGCAGGCAAGGCACGGCCGUGCCAUGGCAACCAUAACCGUCCCACUGACAUAGCUACGCCUUCCUUUUUUAGGUUGAAGACAUCCAGCGCUUGACUUGGGAUUAAAUAAGUGCAGGAACUGACUAAAUGCACAUUAGACUAUGUUCAUCAAAAUGUAUGUGUUAAUGAGGCUUGUUCCAUUAAAGUAGCCUAUCCCAGGUCUCUUUUGCCUGAAAAAGGAACUGGAAUGCUGUUUGCCUAAAAUUUGAAAUACCGGAACUGUGUUCCGGACCGUUCCAGCCCAAGUCAAGCACUGAAGACACCUAGGUCCUUCUCACCUCAGUGGUCAAGUGUUUAUCUGUGUGGGUGAUCGUCAUCUGAGGGCAACCGAGGGUCUGAAAACGAUAAAACUGUGCUGUGUGUUUGUGGCUGUUCACGUACAGUGGUCUUUAAAUGGUCUUCAGUGACGGAGACAAUAUAGGGGUCACUAGUGUUUGAUUCAAAGCUCUAAGCGUCAUCACUAGUUGUUUUCACGAAAAGCAUCCUCUAAAGUGUGCUUGUUGUAAAAUGUACAAGUUAUAGCUUUUAUCGUGGUCUCUUCUUAUGAAAGAGCUUUGAUGUAUAACUGUUAUACGCUGUUCACUGCAACUAAGCACCUUCAGCUGUGUAGCUCGAAAAAAAAAAACUCAUUAAAGACGUUGUAAAUGG